AAUCCCGGCAUCCGCUCUUUCAGUCUGGCCUGAACUACAGAAACCAGCGCGGUUGAGGUUGGAUACUUUCGUAAGUACGACUGGGCGUAGACGCCUGCGACUGUUGCGAGCUGUGCAGAUUCAACAUGCCAUCUGUUGCGGAACAACUUGCUGUAAGGGCAGCCACGCCAGCUGAUGCAACCAACCUCGUACCACCUACCCUGCUUCCGCAAACCGUGGAUCGCAACGCCAUCGGCUCCGGGAGAUCCCCAAAUCCACGUGUCUGCAGAUUGGUACGAACAAGCGCAGUUUCCCGUCACCUCUUCAAACGCUCCUUGAUCGGAAGACCUCUGAAGGCCCCGCUCGCCGUCGCCCGGAGGCUGCUGUGCACGCUUGCUCCUACAACGCGUUGCCAGUACGUCUUCGUUAGGCCUAGCCUUCACGUGCGGUCGCGUCCAGGAUGCGCCGCCUCCCGGCGUCACGGCUGCGCUCGAGCAGGCAACGCAGGCCAGCGCCUUCGCGACGCCUUGGGCUGGUGUGUGCGCAGUCCCGAUAGCUUACGGAGGCUGGUACGCUUGCAGGGAACUGAUGGCGACAGGGUUUCUUCCGCGGCCUUGCGUGCCUCCGGAUAAGUGUGUACAACAGCUUUCCUUGGGAACCAUGUUUAUCUGCCUCAAGCUGGUACAAGGGCUCUAAUUCUAAAUUUCCUGUGCCGGUAAAUGUUAUGAACUGGGCAGAAAAUCGGUUCCUUUAUUUUUACCGUUUUAUCAUUUUUUUGU
Gryllus bimaculatus (two-spotted cricket) is the source of this 758-nucleotide messenger RNA. The record is from the annotation of a GenBank genome assembly. Lineage: Eukaryota; Metazoa; Arthropoda; Insecta; Orthoptera; Gryllidae.